This is a messenger RNA of Capronia epimyces CBS 606.96, 3354 nucleotides long. RefSeq lists its product as uncharacterized. The transcript has a single exon. NCBI's taxonomy places the organism in Eukaryota, Fungi, Ascomycota, Eurotiomycetes, Chaetothyriales, Herpotrichiellaceae. The record is from RefSeq and is a predicted model, not a curated record. Bases 1 to 3354 code for a protein of 1117 amino acids.
AUGACGUCGCCGCACUCCCCAGUCCCACCCGUGACAGGUUUCAAUGCUGCUCAAAAUCCAGGGCCCAGCCUGUCAACAUCUCAAUCUCAGCCUUGCCCCGACAACGUCACCGGUACCCAGAACACAGUGUCCGUACGUCCCCCAACAGUUGUUCAAGGCCAGUCCAACGAUGACAGAGCUUAUCAAGAAGGUGUUAGACUGUCCCUUCAAGAUCAGAACAGAACGCACUCCACAGCCAAACAGGGUGCCGAACUCGACAAUCUAAUAUUCAGCCUCAACAAUGAGUUCCCUCUUUUGGAUGAUCCAGAAGGCGAUACGGUCAUCUACUUGGGCCCCCCCCCUAAAAUGCCAGAACAGACUGACAAGGAAUAUCAAUAUAUUGUCAAUCACUUUGACCAUGUUUAUGUGGUCAAAAGUACGACACUAAGGCUCAUGGGCGAGUCCUCGAGGUUCAACGACCGCGACCUCUUAGGUCCCAAGUCGGUACGCACGGAGCGAAUUUUGCGAAAGUUAGGCAUCCUGGCCAAGGCAGAGGCGAAGAAGGGUCAGAAAUUCAAAUACCACAUUGACCUCCGUCCGCCCAACGAAGGUGAUGAGGCCGUCUUUCUCCUCACUGAGUUGACAUGUUCUAGAGGUGUUCUGACUUGGCAUCUGGCUUUCGACAAAUACGGACUGCCGCCACUCGCCGUUUCAGGCCACGAUGGAUAUGGAGACUGUCCACAGGCUGUGAAUGACCCCAGUCCAUCAGGCUCUUCCCGUGCCACAACUACAAAAACAAACGUCUCCAGCGCCUCUCACCCGGUAUCCAAGCAUGUACCCUCGGGCACGGAAGCAGCUCCUCCCGUUGACGCCCCAUUACUCAAGAUUGGCCCAGAGUACUCUCCCAUCCGCCAUUGGUCUGCCAUCGAACGUCUUCUUCAUGCUAUCCACGGCAACGAUCCAAAACUUGAUUCCGCAGCCAAGGUCUGGACCUACUUCGCCAUUGCUAGAUAUUUUCGCUGUGCUCAUCAUGAACGGGUCUCUGGGUGGAUCACAGCUUGGAUCUACGAAAACAACAACGUGGAUUUCAUCCAAAACAAUCCUGAAGUGGCAUAUCGAAUGGGAAUGGGAAUCAGAUCAUCGGUCCUCGUACAAGAUGCAUUCUCCAUUCUCGUCGGAGAGAGAGCUCUGACUAACGUGCUUGGAGAAUUCAAUCCAGCCAUCCUCUCUCCGCUCGACCAGAGCGUGCAUGGGCGCAAGCUCGAACUCCUAGGGGAUGAUGAGCGUAACCGCAUUGACCACGCAGCCGCUUCUUUUGUCACAAGAAUCCGAGGGGUUGUACACUACCUUUGCCAAGACAUGGGCUGGCUGCUCAAGUGUAGAAGUUACGCACUCCUCAACGAGGCUGGUAAAGUGACUCCUACGGAGCUUGAGCUGCUAGAGUCGACGAAGCAUCUUGUCAAAGAGUACAUCCGGUCUCGGAUUUAUUAUGUUCUUUGCCAGGAUCAAGGCACUUUUUCCGAGCUGGAAGGCGAUCCAGAGUCAACUCUCCCGUUUCGGCCAAGUACAGGAGAGCACUACCAUUCAGUGUACAAUUCUCUCAACCAGCCCAUGAGGAUGUUUACCAAGACCUUCUGGCUUGCACUGCAACGCACAGACUUCGGAGCAGCUUCACACAACACUACACACAAAGGUACAGUCGGCAUCCACACUAACACCUCGCCUUAUAUUGACGCGCUUCGCGAGCUCUGUCGGGAUGAUCCGGAAAAUAGAAUCAAACCCAUCUCACGAAGUACUCUCGACAAAAAGAUUGCUGCCGUCAAUCGGAUCCUGUGGAGAGUGCCUCUCGAUGAGGGGACCCAGGCACGGCUGGACCUCCUGAGUGGAUUCGGGAAGAUCCCAGAGAGGCACGCGGAAUCAACACAAGUGGAAGCAAUUCCAUCGGGAAUUCCAAAGCACAGCUUUGACAGGUCUGAGCACUCUUCACCUGAUGUUUCGCUGGCGAAACGUCGGAAGACUCUCGAAUCAAAGGAUAUGCCGCAAAAUCUACCAUCCGCCAGCAGGACUAGCCUUUUUUCUGCAUCGCAAGACCGAAGUCCUGUGAAGUCGCGCAAGACAAGUGGUCUGAAUACAUAUGGGAAUCGGAGCUCGCCGAUGCCAAAGGAUGAUCAGCCCGCCGUUGCUCAUAGGCCGAAACAGAAAGGUGUGCUUGAAAAUGUCAGAACCUACGUCCAGAAUCAUAUCUCCCGCCCAAGCGAGCAGGCAGACGAAGAUCAGGAGCCCCUUAUGCACCAAAUCCGAAGUACAUCUGGUCCUCAAACUCACGCUCAUAGUCCUGAGCCCUCGGUGAGCGACGUCCAAAGUACCAACGACGCUUCUGGGCCCGAGCCUGACCCCCCAACUGCUGGAUUUCCUAUUGAGCCGACAACGGCAGCAGUAGUAGAGGCUUCCCAUUCUCUGGACAUGCAAUUCAACGCGUGGAAAGGCAUUUGGGAAGACUGGGGAACGCCUGAGAAGAGCGAAAAGGACGCUUUCAUGGCAUGGGGCGACGAUCCCACUAAUACCACCAACACCACAUGGACCUUGGCCUAUCCCAUCAGCCCAGCAACCCUGCUUCACCAAGUCAACAACGAGAUCUCCAACCUCUGCUCCACCAUUCUGUACCCUUCUCAUCUGUUCCACCAGAGCGGUCUGCUUCCGACCAAUCUUUUCGACAACCUGCUUUGUCUUGACGCGAACGAGUUCCGAUAUCUACCACUGUGGAACCCCGACGGACUCGAUGACGGUUCAGGAGGAGUUUUUGACGAAUGCCCCGUCCCCAACCUCGACCCACUGAGCUCCAGAUAUGAACCCUUCGCAGCUGGACGAAUCAGGGCGCCAUACGACCAGGACCAGAAUCGAGAGACCGAUUCCGAAUUUACCGACAUUGCCAGCGAGGCUAUUAGUACCGUUGGGAAGGCUAGUAAGCUCGCUACAGACGGCACCGAGACCGUCAAAAGUUUGUCAAGCAUUAGCCUUGGCGAGUCUGCGCGAGGGGACGGCGACGACGACGGCGAGACGGUGGUGCUGAGCUGCGGAUUGGGCAGUGUCGUGCAAGGGCUGCAUGACAUGGAGAUAACUCGCGCGGACAAUGAAAGAGACACAGCCGUCGGCAUGAGCGACGACGAUGUUGAAGCAGGAGACGGUGUCGAGGACAAACCUGAAGACGACGAUGGACUGUAUGAGGACGAUGACGAUGACGAUUACAAUGACGGUUAUGGCGGAGAUGAUGACACCAAUACUAUGAACGGGCAUCAAGAGACCUCGACGACCUUACAGCCCUCCCCCACUUCGACUGGUGACCGCGGUGACAGGGACGACUUUGAAUGGUUGUGA